Racocetra fulgida is the source of this 325-nucleotide messenger RNA. Lineage: Eukaryota; Fungi; Glomeromycota; Glomeromycetes; Diversisporales; Gigasporaceae. The record is from the annotation of a GenBank genome assembly.
AUGAAGCAUCAAAUAUGUACCAAAUACAACAUCCAUAAGCAUAGUUAUAAAGUUGGUGCUCUUGUUAAAGUACAAAUUAUUAAGAUUGACUGUGAAUCUGGUGAUUAUUACGCACUACCAUGUAAAGUAUUUUCUGUACUUCCUAACAAUAUAUAUUAUCUUGUAUGCCAAUUUGGUGUUCUUGAAAGUACAUUUCUAGCUGGUAAAGUUUUACCUCUCAAACCAAAAAAAAAUUUAGAGAAUAAUGAUCCUUCAACCAAUAUAACUGUUAGUGUAAUUGAAGCUGCAAAAUUACAAUCCAAUACUAUUGCUGACAAUAAAACAU